This is a messenger RNA of Triticum dicoccoides, 1049 nucleotides long. RefSeq lists its product as uncharacterized. The transcript has a single exon. The record is from RefSeq and is a predicted model, not a curated record. Lineage: Eukaryota; Viridiplantae; Streptophyta; Magnoliopsida; Poales; Poaceae. The coding region runs from base 250 to 849 and encodes 199 amino acids.
UUCUCCUUUACUUAUUUAGCCAAGUUACCCUUCUCCAUCAUCACCUCCACGACGCCUGCCUCCUCCCUCCCUCCCUCCUCCUUCACGCUCCUUCAAAAGACCACGCACAAGCACAGCACAGCACAAGCAAGCAGUCACACUACUGGCAAGCUCCCCAGCUCAGGCAAUUCUCUCGCAUAAACUACUACGUGGCUCUCUUGGCAGAAGAUCUAGAGCAGCGGUGGGAUCUGCGCGCGCGCACCAGCUUCGAUGGGCCUCGACGUCACGGAAAUCUCUGAAUUGGCGGCGCUCCGGCCGAUCCAGACGGCCGUGAGCGGCGCCCGGGCAACGGCAGCGCCGGGGGCGGAAGAUGACGCUCCAGCCGCCGACACCGGCUGCGUCACACCCAAGGCGAGCGGCGCGCGGUCAGCCGCUGCAGAAGGAGCAGACGACGACGACCCUGCCGCCAGCGCCAACAACGCCUGCUUCACACCGAAGGCAAGCGACUCCAUGGCCAUGCUGCCCAUUGCGCCACUGCAGGAAGACAGCGUCGGCUUCUCCACGGCCACGCCGCUGCCCACGGGCGGAGAAAUUGGGCGGCGAGAUGGCUGCGCCGCUGCAGGCGACGAGAGCAGCUUCACCACGCCGACGACAGCCGACAGCACGCUGGUGCCGGCCACUGUGUGCCCACCGGCGCCGCGGAAAACGGCUGCGGCGCCGACGAGGAAGCGGGCGCCGCUGCAGCAGCGGCUCUUCUAUCCGGUGCCGCGCGAUCUGACCACCGUGUUCGUGGCCGUGCCGCAGUGCCCGCCGCCCGCCAAGAGGAUGCGGGCGCACAUAGCGGAGUCAUAUGUGCCUCUAGGCACGUGACGAUGCUGCCGCCGACAUCGCCUGCGUCACUCCCAAGGCAAGCGUCCAAGCGACUCCAUGGCGCCACUCCAGCAAGACCUCGGCGUCGAUGUGAUCGGCCUGGCCACGCCGUCAGCCACGGGUGAAGGAAUCGGGCCGCGAGACGGCUGCAAGUAUAGCGCCACUGCCGGCGACGAGGACAGCUUCACCGCGCCUAUGAA